Messenger RNA from Pestalotiopsis fici W106-1, 885 nucleotides. RefSeq lists its product as uncharacterized. Gene Ontology annotation, molecular function: dioxygenase activity. The record is from RefSeq and is a predicted model, not a curated record. The coding region runs from base 1 to 885 and encodes 294 amino acids. The transcript has 3 exons. Lineage: Eukaryota; Fungi; Ascomycota; Sordariomycetes; Amphisphaeriales; Sporocadaceae.
AUGUCUCCCACUAAAGAAGCACAGACUGCCGUCGAACAGGCUACAGCAAAGGUCAUGGAACGCUGUAAAGAGAGCAAUUCAUACCCCAUGUGGACUGUCACGGAUAAAGUCUCCAAACUACAACCCAACCCGCGGGCUCUGCCGACACAAUGGAAAUGGUCCCAAAUGAGGAAUCUAAUGCUUGAGGCAGGCUCGAUUGUGCCCGAGGAGAUGGCAGAGCGACGAGCAUUGAUGAUGGUCAACCCUGGUAUCCCCACACACAGCGGCGCCUCGCCGUAUACUACCGACACCCUGUACGCUGGGUUCCAGCUGGUCUUGCCCGGAGAGACGGCUCCUGCGCACAGACACAUGGCCUAUGCCGUGAGGUUCGUCCUGGAGAGCAGCCAAGGCUUUACUUCCGUUGCCGGGCACAAAAUGUACCUGCAGCCCGGGGAUCUGGUGUUGACGCCGUCCUGGCAGUGGCACUACCAUGGCAACGACGGCAACGGACCGACAUUCUGGGUUGACUGCCUGGACAUGCCGAUGCACAUGUUCGCCAAAGUCAAUUUUCUUGAGCUGUACCCAACCGCCAAGGUGCCAGAUCUAUUGACGCAGGGUAGUCCGUUUCACUUUUCGUGGAAAGACGUCAAGAUGGAAUUGGACUCUCAACGAGGAUCGUACGCGGUAUUUCAUUAUCGCAUUAAUGGUAGCGCCUUUUCAUGCACCAUUGCCGCACAAGCCGAGCGCUUCGGUGCUGGCUCAUCUACUUCUCCGCUUCGAGAGACAGUAUCAAAGAUCUAUGUGGUCCAGAGUGGUCGGGGAUCUACCAAGAUUUCAACACCUACCGGAGCGGAAGUCAUCGAGUGGAGUGAUAAUGAUGUAUUUGUCGUCCCCGCUUGGUCGUAG